Messenger RNA from Blastomyces dermatitidis ER-3, 747 nucleotides. Its product is annotated as BET3 family protein. Bases 1 to 747 code for a protein of 248 amino acids. Lineage: Eukaryota; Fungi; Ascomycota; Eurotiomycetes; Onygenales; Ajellomycetaceae. The record is from RefSeq and is a predicted model, not a curated record. Gene Ontology annotation, biological process: endoplasmic reticulum to Golgi vesicle-mediated transport. Gene Ontology annotation, cellular component: TRAPPI protein complex; TRAPPII protein complex; TRAPPIII protein complex. The transcript is spliced from 2 exons.
AUGGCAUCUCCCACCAAACACACACAUACCUCCUCCACAAGCACGGCCAACAAUGUCGGGGAGUCACAGGAAAAGCUCCGGUCGAGAAGCACACCCCAGCCUACGGGGCUGCGCGUCCCUUCGAACAAGAAAACUAUUUACGACCGGAAUCUUAACCGCACCCGCAAUUCGGAGCUCAGCAAAGCAAGCUUCGCUUAUCUUUUUUCAGAGAUGGUCAUAUAUGCUCAGCGUCGUGUGACGGGAAUACAGGACCUGGAGAGGCGCCUCAACGAGCAAGGCUACCCGCUAGGUCUCCGUCUCCUUGAUCUUCUCCUCUACCGCUCCCUUUCCAGCUCCUCAUCCGGCGGUCUCACGUCCUCAUCAGGCACCCAGCCUACCAGACCCCUUCGCAUCCUCCCCCUUCUCCAUCUAAUACAUGGCCCUCUCUGGCGUCUCCUCUUCUCCCGCCCAGCAGAUGCUCUAGAGCACUCUGUGUCUCCAGCCACACCAAAUGAAUAUAUGAUCACUGACAACGACCCGCUAGUCAACACAUAUAUAUCUGUGCCUCGUGAGAUGAAUAUGCUGAAUUGUGCAGCGUAUGUGGCCGGGAUAAUUGAAGGGGUCUGCGAUGGGUGUGGUUUUGAGGCAAAGGUGUCAGCUCAUAAUCAGGGGAAUGAGAUGUGGCCGAGCCGGACAGUGUUUCUGGUACGGUUUGGAGAGAGUGUCAUGGAGAGGGAGAAGAUGUUAGAAAGAGCGGGCGUGAAGUAA